Molecule: messenger RNA, 3405 nt
Organism: Astyanax mexicanus (Mexican tetra)
Lineage: Eukaryota; Metazoa; Chordata; Actinopteri; Characiformes; Acestrorhamphidae
Exons: 2
Coding region: 286-1446 (386 amino acids)
Source: RefSeq, a predicted model, not a curated record
AAUUAAAUCGUGCUCACGAUUUGCUAUUCGUGCUCACGUUUUCUUUAAAUCGUGCUCACGUUUUGCUAUUCGUGCUCACGUUUUCUUUAAAUCGUGCUCACGAUUUGCUAUUCGUGCUCACGUUUUCUCUAAAUCGUGCUCACGUUUUGCUAUUCGUGCUCACGUUUUAUUUUAAUUCGAGCAAACGGUUUGAAUGCACAUUUUGAAAAAAAAACUUUCCAGACAUGCUUUCCUCCUGCACACAAGACGGCUAACUGACCCCUGAAUGUGGUCUGUUUUGUUAUAAUGGACAGAGAUUCGCUUAUUCGAUUUUAUUUUGACUUGAAUAUGCCUUAUGAUGACAUUGUAUCUUCGCUUGCACAGCAAGGCAUCUCAAUCAGCAAACGGCAGCUGAAGCGGUUUCUUCGGGUCAGUGAUCUCUAUCGACGGCGGUAUGACAAUAUAGAAGAGGUCAUUGAUUUUAUAAUUGAUCAACUGCAAGGUUCUGGUAGAAUGCAUGGGUACCGGUGGAUGUACACUAAGUGUGUCAGAAGAGGCAUACGGGUCAGGAAAGAAGAUGUGAGGAUUCUUUUGGCUCUUCUCGACCCCGUAAGCUCUCAAGCUCGCCAAAGACGUCGUCUUAGUCGAAGACUGUAUUUCUCUGAGGGUCCUAAUUUCAUAUGGCAUGUUGAUUCAUACGACAAACUCAAACCAUAUGGGAUAUGCAUUAAUGGAUGUAUCGAUGGAUUCUCUCGAAGGAUUAUUUGGUUGAAGGCAUCCUAUACCAACAGCAACUCCAAAGUUAUUGGAGGAUUUUUUGUGGAGGCAAUAGAGCGUUUUGGAGGUUGCCCGCGGCUUGUACGCGCGGAUAUGGGCACAGAGAACGUGACAAUAAAGGAUAUCCAGAUGUAUCUGCGGCGAAACAAUGAGGAUGACAGAGCUGGUAAUGCAAGCUACAUCACAGGAACAAGCACAGCAAACCAACGAAUUGAGAGCUGGUGGGGACAGAUGCGGAAGGCGGGCGUAGAGCACUGGAUCCAACUGUUCGGGGAACUUAAGGAUGAAGGACUGUUCAGCGGGGAUUUCUUGGACAAAGCUCUGGUGCAGUUUUGCUUUAUGGCAAUAAUUCAGGAAGAGCUCGACCAGAUUUCUGAUGUUUGGAAUGCCCACCGUAUUCGACCUUCCAGAAACACAAAUGUACCAAGUGGGAUUCCUAAUGUCAUGCACCUUGCACCACAUCUGUGGAAUACUGAAGACCUUCUUGUUCCAGUUUGUGAAGAUGAACUGGUCACUUGCAAAGAAUGUUGCCAGUUUUUGACCUCAGUUACAUGUGAUGGAGACGUGUUUGACCUGUGUUCCUUAUUUUUAGAGGACUCAAGAUUAGCUUUUCCAGUCACGGAAUCACAAGCACUGGACUUGUAUUUGUCUUUGAAGGACUGGGUACAUGCCCAAUUACAAGAUCCAUAACUUCCAUAUCGUGUUAGUAAAGAUCAGUAGAUCCUAUAACAUCCCUACGUAGUGUAUAUAGGGAGAGACUAGAACACUGACAAGAAACACUUCUGUCAUGGUUUUAACUGCUAAAAAAUAUAAAGAAGUACCAUGAGACUAUAAAUACACAGUGUCAAUGUUUUUUGUUAACAUUUUGUAACAAUUUUUAUUUGAGACAAAUGAUGUCAGUUGACAUACAAAGGUACAAUACAGAUGCAAUGAACAAUGCAAUGAACAAUGUUUCACUGAACACAACAAGGUACAACAAUUUAAAUGUUCUUAGAGAAAACAGACUUAGUAUGAAUCUCUGGAUGUGCAACACUGCAGAGACAAAAAUGUCUAAAUAAAAAGGUAUACCAUUCGACUGUAAUUUUAUAAAAUCUUUAUUCUCAGUGUAUUCUUACUUUUCAACAAUACAUCAGCUUUCACUAUAAACUAAAAUCAAAAUGUACUGAUACAAUAUGAACUUCAUCUUAAAAGGGACACUAUGAAGGAUUUUCUUGAUUAUUCAUAUAUUUCUUUUAAGAAGUAAAUUUACAACUUCUAAAUCUCUGCUCUGCUCCAUUGAGGUGUAAUACGCAGAAUAUUAUCCAUCUCAAAAAUUAUGAAUAAUCAAGAAAAUCCUACAUAGUGUCCCUUUACAAAGAAUACACAUUAGGCAUAAAACAGCCACAUAAAAUAUCUUUGCAUAAACAGUAUGCAUAAACAUAAAAAAAAAAAAAUAAAUAAAACCUGAGAUUAUUCUGGUGUGGCUUUGCCACCUAUCAAUACUUUGCAUGGAUAAAGCAUGCCUUAAUACCAACAAUGUAGAUUUUAACCACAUUUACUUUGAACAACAUUUUAAUUACAAAACCUGUUUAAUUUAAUUGUGUCAUUGUGAGGAACUAAGAAAGCAGUCAAUUUCCUAAAGAUUUUACAUACUCUGUGAUCAGUGUAUUAGAAACUCUUACUUCGUACCUAUGGUCCCCAGCCAUUUUAUAGGUUUUAUAGAUGGAUUUUAAUCUUUUACAAUUGGUUCAUGUAAUAAUUAGAGGAAUGUGGAGGGUAGAGGGUCUUGCAAGACCAGGGUUGAGAAUUUGUACACUAGAGCAGUGGUCAUGAACUCCACCUGCUCUGCAAACAUUUUUUUUUACCUCCUCCUCCAAAGCUGCAUCCAAUUCCAUUAACACGACCAAUACGUGAGUAGGGACACCAAUAAAAUAUGCAGGGCAGAGGGGAUUAUUUACAAAUCGCAAGGCUACAGAGUGAUUCAAUAUGGUAAACCAUAUGGGUACAAUUUCUAGGACCAUUUGUGGGAAUCUGUAACCCGGCACUUUGUGAUUAAUCCUGGUCCUGGGAAACCCUCUGCCCUACACAUUUUAUUGGUGGUGUUGUGUAUCUACAUGGAACCUGAUCUAAACAAUGUCCAUAACCCACACAGAGCUUGAGAGUAUGCUAUUAAAAUCACUGCGAAGGUCAGGAUAAUUUUGGUAUCCUAUUGGCAACUUUAAUAUCUUGGCACAUGUGUGCGACUGUGGUCUUCUUUGGAAGUCGGAUGUCUCAAUAAACUCCACAGUAAUCGGCCCAUCAAUCAAAUUGGAACCAGUACAAAAACGGAGGAAUAGUUGAAGUGUAUGCAAAUCAAGUUCACUUAUGUAUCUCUUUAGAUAUCGGGCUACUAAUGAUUGGGAUGCAUUCAUUUCUUCUGGGAAGAAAAGGAGAUCCUUCACUGCCUUUCCUGUUGGAAUUUUCUUCUUUAGGAUACCGUCCAGAGCAUCUGGUGGAACAUCAUUUGCUAGCUCUUCUACAAUUGGACGCCAACACUCAAUAAUGUACAUUGGUGCCUGUAUAAGGGCCUUGUGUCCCAUUUGUGAUAGCAGUGGGACCAAAUUUUCUUUGGUAGGAACCUGGUGACACUCAUGGGCCUCAAGGGCAUCUAACAAAGCAUCAUUUUCGACA